GAGCAGUUGAUGUUAGCAAUCAACGCAAGUGUUUGAAACAAAAAAAAAAAGAAAUACAAAAUUAUAGCAACAGUCAAGCAAGUAGCAGCAACAAAAAAUUGUAGGCAUACAUACACAUACAUCUGAAAGUGCUGUGUAGUAAAAUAUACAAAUACAAGCAAACGGAAAGCUCACAAACACGCGGGUGCUGGUAAAAUUCCACUGUGAAACGAAGGAAGUUGUGUAUUAAUAAAAUAAAUAUAAAAUAAUUUAAAGUGCAAAACGUGUAAAUCGUGCCGUGUGACAAAAAAAAACCAAUCACGUUUUUCGACAAUCGUUCGCGGAGCUGGUAGCGUGCAUGCGUGUUUAGCAGAGAGCAAGUCCCGCGACCAAAACGAGACGCGAGUGCAAAAAAUUUCAAGGUUUCGAACGCAGCCGCAUCGCUAGCAGAAAACGUGUGGGCAUCAAGUUAACACGGGCGGGGCAGACCAGGCUAAUACAAUUAAACAUUGAGCCCGAGGCUUACAGUGGUACAACAAGUGUGGUGAAAUUGACAAAUUGAUAAACAUCCCGAAACCUGCUAUCGCUCAGUAAGAAUUAAGCCCCCUAGUACAUAUAUAUCAGCGAAUACAUAAAUGCGAGCAUAGUGGUGUGUACUUAAGGUCUUAUCGCACCCGUUGCUGUCUCCGUUAUCGGCACAGUCACAAAAACGAAAGACUAACGCUGCUGAUAAACGUAGCACAGUCAUCACUUACAGUCAACAGACAAGUGAUGCGCCUUAUCGGAAACAGAUUACUCCUUUAACUAUUUUAACAUAAACAGAAAGACAAUUCGAAAUGUUAUGCUACAUGUAAAACGGUUAGGGGUGUCGCAAGUGUGCAAAGAGUAUUGGAUAUUUAAGUGUGAUACAAAUUGUUAUAUAAAUUAAUCAGAUUAAAACUAAAAUCUAAAUAUUUAAAUUUGUUGAAUAUUUAAAUACAUUAUUUAGCAAGUCGACUUGUGUAAUAUUCAAAGUGACCCCACCAGAAAAUACAACCUAGCAAAAAAUUGUAAUUCGCCGCAAAUAAAUUCGCCGUGGCCGACAACCUGUUUGCUGUCAUAUAAAUUUGUGCGCUCUUUCGCCGGCUUUUUAUCUUGUCUCUCCUUCAUUGACGUAAAGAGCGAUACCGUCCACCAUUCCACCGCAACUGCAAGUAACGGUGACGCAGGAGCAGCAGCAGCAGAGGACGGAGCCACGCAAAGCAGCCAUCGCAAUUUUGCCAAGGAUCGCAGCCUCUAGCAGCACCAGCAGCCACCGCAGUCACAGCAACAACAACAUGGAGCCUUACUGGAGCGAAGCCAACGGUCAUGCCGCACAUCCGGUUAAGUAUGAGAGCGAAGCAGCUGUCUCCAGUUUUCCUUAUUGCACAGAAUCUAGUUUAAAUUUUUCAACAUCGGCAACAGCAUACAGCGAGGAUGAUGCUGAAUAUGCCACCGGAAGACGUAAUAAAACAUCGAGGCAAGAUCCAUUGUCGCAUCGCAUCAUUGAGAAGCGGCGCCGCGAUCGCAUGAACUCCUGCCUGGCUGAUUUGUCCCGCCUCAUACCUCCACAGUAUCAGCGCAAGGGGCGUGGCCGCAUCGAGAAGACCGAAAUCAUUGAGAUGGCCAUCCGCCACCUAAAGCACUUGCAGAGCGAGUGCCUUCAGAAGGAGAGCGAGUACCGCAGCGGUUACAUGGACUGCAUGAAGGAGGCGGCAAAGUUUCUCUACGACAGCCAAAUGCAGGACUUUUGCUAUCGACUUUUGGCCCGCCUGCAGGAGCAUAUAGACGAGGUGUUUAAAGCUGACUGUUACAAAUCCACCCGCAGCUGCCACAUUUCGGAUAACGUGAGUGCCUCCAGUGGCAGCCCGCAUCAGGCGUAUCAUCAGCCUCUGUGCCAUCUGCGCGACAUGCAGGGCGCCUCUGAACACAGCAGUGACCAUAAUGAUGUCAAAGAUCUGAGUUUCCGCAAUCAUCUCAAUCAGCUACAGCGUAGUCAUCAAGCAGCUGCGGCGGCCGUUGCUGCUGCCGCCGUGACCAAUGCCAGCACUUCCAGUACCAGCAUGGAGCGCCAAAGCCCGAGUAAGCUCGCUGUGGGCAGCGGAAAUGGUAUGGUCAACGGCAUCGCUACCGAUAAUGUACCCACCAAUUCAACAGGCUCUAACGCUGCAAGCAGUAAUGCGGCUAGUUCGACUACAUCUACAUCCACAUGCCACACGUUGGCUAAGGCGCCUGUGGCCGCUGUUGCCAUUGCUGCCCACCAGCAGCCGCAUCAGGCGCCAGUGAUUACAUCGACGGCGCCUCAUCAUCACACAGAUAGUAGUCAACACGAUUUUGAGUCUUCGCGUGAGCCGCUGCUUCACACGGAUACCUCCAACAUGCACUCGCCCCCACCGCGGGACUCUCUGCUGCAGCAGCAUGCUCAUUUGGCCCAUAAUCAUCACACAACUGAUAGCCUAAUGUCGCUGCGGAUGCGCAACUACUCGGAAUCCUCGCAUGAGAUCGAACACAACAACAAUUACAAGUACAAGAACCACAUCAAGGAGCGUUUUGUGCACGAGCUGCACGACGAGGAGACGAGUAGCGAGCACGCGCCGCACCUGCAGAGCGAGCAUUCGCAUUUGCAUGCACUUUCCGAACACUCCAAGGACGGUACCGAGCCUGAGAUAGCACCCAUAAUGGCCAAGAAGCGUAAACUUGCCGAAGCAGCCUGCAAUGGAAACCUUCUGCUGGAUGUGCACAAUGAAGCCAGCAACACAAUUCCGCCACGUCCCAUGGUGUUGGUGCGCGACGACAAGCUCCCUUUUAGCUUCAGUGAUAUUAAGGACAUCAAGGCGGAGCUGCACAAUAGCAAUUCCAACUCCGGUCCGCUACUGGCCAAGCUUAACGCUGCAGGCGCGCAGUUAAGCACGCCUAGCAGCACGACGGCUCCACUGCCGCCCCGUCACUCGUUUACUGUACCUAUCUUUGCGUUGCACGGACAGGGUAAUUACUAUGUUCCACUUAAUGUGGAUUUCAAUGCACUGGUGCCGUACCUCAACGGUGUAGAUCUGCUCGAGAAGAGCUACACGAGUAUGCCCGUGGUGCAUCCCAUCAAUAUAAAUGUCAACUUUAUGUCCAGCUCGGCAUCAUUGUUAGCGGCUGCUGCUGCCGCCGCUGCCGUUGCUGCCGGCAAGCAACAGGCAGUGGUCGCCCCAACCGCUGGCUCACUAAGUGCUAGCUCAGCAGCAGUUCAGGCGGCUGCUGCUGCAGCUAAGGCCAAGCUGGAGCAGGCCAUUAGCAACAGCUGGUAAGCUUCGCUGACUCGAAAGGGACGCACCACAGACAACGGAAGAGAACAAGUCUACCUCACCACUUAUGUGAAUAAUCAUCAAAUGAUUAAUUCCUAAUAUUGUGCGAAAAUCAAUCUGUUGGGAGUCGCUUGGCUGCAGCAGUAUAAACACACACACACCACACAUACACAAACAAUUGUUAUUCUGUACAAGUAAGAUGAUUUAACUGAAGGACAGUGAGCAACCAGUUAUGAACUGGUCGCAGCCUUUGAGGCGCGCCUGUUUAUUGAUCCACUGAGCAAAGUCUACAUCAAAAUUGAACUGUUUUAAGCCAACUUAAUGGAAAUUUUGUUUACAAAUAGUUACAAAAUAAGAUUAAUGAAAAAUUCUACAAAUUUCUAAGAGAAAUAUACACAUAGAAAUGUGCAUGUUUAAUGCCAAGAGCCAGCCCACAUUAAAAAAUCUAAUGGAUUUAAAUUAUAAUUAAUUGUGAAUUAAAUAUAUUUUUAGAUGUGUAAAAUUUUUUUGAAACUUUAAUAAGCGUUUUUGUGGUUUCAAAUCAGGCUCCAAGUGCGUUUUAUUUUUAAAUAAAUAAAUAUUCAUAAACCACUAGUCAAAUCAACAUUUAAGAACUAAAAAAAAAAUAUUUUAAAUGUUGAUGUGUAUAUAUUUUUAUCAUACAAAUUAUAUACAAUGUAUUUGUUUUAAGUUUUAUUAUUUAGCAACCAACUAUUUUAAGUUUUUAUGGUUCCAGGUUUUCGCAAAAAUUUUGGGCAAAUAUACAAAAUACGUCAAUUUCGUUCAAGUUUGUACCAAAUUUCAUUUUCGAAAUGGGGAACUUUUAUUUUUUUAGAUAAAUAUGUAAAUAACUUUUUCAUCACUGUUUCUGUCAU
This is a messenger RNA of Drosophila montana, 4162 nucleotides long. It is a transcript of the gene cwo, whose product is annotated as transcription factor cwo. Lineage: Eukaryota; Metazoa; Arthropoda; Insecta; Diptera; Drosophilidae. The record is from RefSeq and is a predicted model, not a curated record. Gene Ontology annotation, molecular function: RNA polymerase II cis-regulatory region sequence-specific DNA binding; protein dimerization activity; DNA-binding transcription factor activity, RNA polymerase II-specific. Bases 1296 to 3290 code for a protein of 664 amino acids. Gene Ontology annotation, biological process: regulation of circadian rhythm; regulation of neurogenesis; anterior/posterior pattern specification. Gene Ontology annotation, cellular component: nucleus. The transcript is spliced from 4 exons.